Messenger RNA from Microplitis demolitor, 2285 nucleotides. RefSeq lists its product as uncharacterized. Bases 126 to 2234 code for a protein of 702 amino acids. NCBI's taxonomy places the organism in Eukaryota, Metazoa, Arthropoda, Insecta, Hymenoptera, Braconidae. The transcript is spliced from 7 exons. The record is from RefSeq and is a predicted model, not a curated record.
CGAUCAUUACUACUAUAAAAUUAUCAGUGUCGUUCUAUUUUGUGCCGGAGUAAAAAAUCAGUAAUUAAAAAAUUUCCAGCGAGCGUUGAAAUAAAAAAUUUAGAAAAAUUUUUUACAUAAUAAUAAUGAAGUUUGUUAAUUUAAAUUUAAUAUAUUUAUUAUUUUUAAUAAUAAAAAUAAAUGGAGCAAGAGGAGAUGGAAAAGCAGCAACGAAUUCUGAAUUAUAUUCAGAAUUUAUGAAUGAAAUCGAAUCGAAAACGCAACGCAAUUGUAGUGUAUACGAUUUUCUAUUGACGGAUGACCAAAAGAAUCAGAAGUUGAAGGGACUCAUGAACGAUAUGAAGGAAAUGAUGAUUAAGAACGAAUUAGUUGAAAUGGAAACGAGCGAAUUUCCUGGGAAAGUUAUUAUUGAAAGAUUGAAUGACUAUGAGUGGAACCGAAGAGAAAUAUCUUUUGAACUGAUAAACAAGAUGACGAAAAUAAGAAACUACUGGAAGGCAAUUGACAAUUACGCGAUUUAUAAUUAUGAUGGAAGUGAUCCGAGGAUGGGGGAUCCUCUUUGCGCUAACAUGGACAUGAAGUUUGACUGGAAGUCUAGAGUCGAUGUAAAUUUACGUGAAGGAGAUAUUAAUGUAGUUUAUUCUGAUUUUGUGAAACUUGUUAAAAACAAAAUGGAGAAAUAUGCUACUAAAAACAAUCUAUGUGAGAUAAAAUCAACCAUAGAAGACAGUCUUAUCGAAUUUAUACAUCGAGGAUUGAAAUCUCACAUUCAGCGAUUUAUUGUUGCUGCCUUUAAACUGUCUGUUACUUCCUUAUGUCGUAAUAAGUGCAUCAAUAAUGAAAUAAACCAAAUGAAAAAAAUUUUAAUAAAAAAUCUUGACGAUUUUGAUUAUUUGAUAGAAUUAAUGACGAACGAUUAUUUGAAUUUCAAAGAAAAAUGUCAGUCGAAAACAUUAAUUCCUAAACCGACACCACCUGGCGAUUAUAUUGAAUUAGAAAAAAUGUAUCAGGCGAUAAUAAUAAAUGAAAAAGAUUUAUCUGACGGGUCAUGUUCCCACGAUUGUAAUCUUCAGCGAAUUUUCCAAGUUAAUAAAAAUACCGAGUGUAAAAAAUUUGAAUAUUGUGUUUAUGUUUCUCCAAAACUAGAUAUUUGCAAAUCGAAUGACGGCAAACGCCGCUACGAAUGGUUCGGAGAUAAUGACAAUGCAUUGAAAUUUGGUGACAAUACAGUUUGCAACGGAGAAUUUACGUCAGUUAGCAGGACAUUCAAUUCGUGGCCAUACUACUCUGAGGCUUGUGAUUACUGUGUGUGUUCAUGUGUCGCUAAACCCAAACAUGAUGAUCAUGUGAUUACGGCGAUGAGUUUCAGGAGGCAGGUUUCGGACACAGCUAAUAACAGAGUUGUCGUAGGAGUGAAAUUCGUUAAAAAAGACUACAUGGUCCAUCUCCAAAUAGCCGAAGCGAAAUUGUUGCCGUACGGAAAAAUCGAUCAGUCAUCAGUAGCAUGGAAACCGCUUGAAGACUUCGAUUACAACGAGGACGAAAAAAAGUUCUACGUAAAAUCAUACUACGGAAACACGAAGUCCCUCUUGCUGGGAAAAGAUUACGGUCAUCCUUCGGUAGUUAAUCUUGACGAUCUAAAGGUGUCCAAAGACUACAUCGUCACUGGAGUGAGAUUCCACUACGCCGACUCGCUCGAUUGUCGCAUCUCCCAACAGUGUGCCAUCGAGUUGCAGAUCCAAAUCAGACGAUUCGAUUUUCCAACCGGUCGCAUUUCCGAGUUCUACAAGCCGUCUUGGGUUUCGGCUGGCGCCCAAAACAGACAUGAGUUGGUCCUCGAGGAACCGGACAACCCACUCAAGUCAUCAGCAAACAACCAACUGUCCACCCCUAAUCAGUUUAUCAGAUUCCGCCCCUCAGACCUUCGCAAGGACGCUGGACAAUCUACUGUACCUUUUUUGGAUGCUUCUGAAGUCAUAGGUAGCCCUCUGGUUCCUCUCCAAGGACUCGGACUCUAUCACCGUGGCAGCAAAGGCUUCGGGGGAUUCUUGGCUCUGAGAUCUGUCCCUCUGAACUUGUACCAAUACCCAGUCGGUGAAAAAACGAAUUUCCAUCCACGUCCUACGUCCCCAGAUUACGAUUGCAACAUCGCCGAUGCAAUCAAGGAAAUGGUCCAAUUUCCCGCCAAAGUAGCUAACGAUUUUUUGGAUAAUUUGGAUGAUUAUUCUUUUUAAUUUUUAUAUAUAUAUAUAUAUCAAUUUAUUAAAUGUUAUUCCUUGUAUAAA